Molecule: messenger RNA, 12019 nt
Organism: Corythoichthys intestinalis (scribbled pipefish)
Lineage: Eukaryota; Metazoa; Chordata; Actinopteri; Syngnathiformes; Syngnathidae
Gene: grin3a
Product: glutamate receptor, ionotropic, N-methyl-D-aspartate 3A
Exons: 10
Coding region: 552-4268 (1238 amino acids)
Biological process (GO): ionotropic glutamate receptor signaling pathway; monoatomic ion transport
Cellular component (GO): plasma membrane
Molecular function (GO): NMDA glutamate receptor activity
Source: RefSeq, a predicted model, not a curated record
GUGGACUCGAACGUGUCAACGCGCGCCGCAAGUCUUUUUUUAAUGUAUACAUUUGAAUACCUGUUGAGGCUGCGCUUUGGAUGAUAAUGGGAUGUUUUCAUUUCUAUGCCACCAAGCGGAAAGAGAGAUUCCACUCUUUUGGAAUAUGUUUAUUAAUGCGCAGUGGACAUAUUUUGUCUUCACGUUCUUCUCUCCCCUGCGUGUUCUUCCUUGCGUUUAAUAUGUGAAGAUUUUAUUUGAUGGCAUAACCUGUUCACUCGCCUUAAAGCUUGAAUGAUGUAAAUCUUUUGAGAUGAAAAACGGCACUUUGGGGAAUAUUUGCUUGCCAAAGCGCGGCUCCUGCCUGUUGUUUGAGUCUGUGGAGGCACGCGCAACUUUACCGGGAGGUGGACCGGCAUCUGGAGGAGCAACCGGAGGUGGAGCCGGGGCUGUGGUUGCUGUGAGCGGCUUGAGAGGGCCACACUCUGGGGCCCAGGAGGGGCACCGAAGGAGCGGUCCCCAUAUUGGGCCAAUCUGUGGCCGGAUCGGACAUCCGGUAAAGCUGUUUGGAGAUGACGAAGACGGUGCUGAUGAUAAUGAUGGUGAAUGUUACCGGCUCCUUUCUGUAUUUACUUAUGUGCGCAGUAGUCUUUUUCACACCGUGCUCUUACUCGCACCCGCAGCCGUGCCAGGUUCUAAAGCGCAUUGGCAACACGGUUCGGGUCGGAGUUCUGCACGUGCACCCUCGCUUACUCCUUGACACAAGCAGUUCCGAUGUCUGGAAUAACGCGCGGGGUCCAACAGAGGCCAGAGACGGCCGAGCGCAUGUGGACAAGCCGCUUCCAAAAAGUGCCGUGGCGGAGUUCGGAAGCCUCCGGAGCAGAGGUUCCGCACCCAGUCAGCGGGGUGGAGGUAGGGGGAAAAUUCACGCACGGCAGCGGGAAGAGAAUGCGUCGUUGGAUAAUCGUUUAUUCGCACCCAGAGAGUCCGUACUUCUCGCGGUAGAGGCUGUGAACCGAGCCGGGAUUCUUCCCUUCAAUUUGUCCCUGGAGCUCGUCAUGGCUGUUGGCUCCGGGCUCGGCGAGCUUCCCGCCUUCUCCUUCACCUCCCCGGGAAGCCCCGAGGACGAGGACCCGCUGUCCUUUGUGGAGAGCGUUUGUCAUACGGUGGUCGUGCAGGGGGUCUCCGCCAUGGUGUCUUUCCCACGAAACCGAGACGAGUUUGUCAAGUUGGAGUUCGUGUCUCAAGCUCUAAGUGUGCCGGUCGUCAGUGUUCUCCCGAAAGAGUUCAAGCGCCAAAGUGAGAAUCCACUUCAUUUCCAAAUGGCCAUGCGGACAGUGGAGGCUCCAGCACCCCAUCUCUUAUAUGCCCUUUUGAUGAUGAAUGGUUGGUGGGACAUAAGUGUGUUGCUCUGCCAGGAAUGGGACAUAAGUGAAUUUAUUUUCCUCAUCAAAAAUAACACUCGUUUCCACCUGGGUACGUUUGUCAACCUGACAACUUCAACCUCUGCACUUACUUCAUCUUCUUUACCAAACUCAGGAGGCGCAUUAAGUAUCUCGACAGUAGCAGAGUUGCCAUCAUCAACAUUUUCCCACCAUUUGUCUUCAUCUGCUUCGACUUCCUCAGCCAAAAUGGAGCAGCAACAAGCGCUCAUGCGGCAGUUGGAGGCCCUGAGAGAGCCUUCAUCUACUGUUGGAGUGGUGACGUUCGGUUGUGAGAUUCGUGAGGUGCGUCGCCUAUGGGCGAUGGCCACUCGGAUGGCGCUUCCAGAAUACCAGUGGAUUUUAGGGGAUGGCCAGAAUGUGGCAGAAUUGAGAACAGAGGGAUUACCUCUUGGACUAUUGGCUCAUGGGGUCAUGGCAUCCCCUUCUCUGGAUCAGUACGUCCAUGAUGCUUUGGAGCUGGUUACACGGGCUAUUGGAAGUGCAGCCCAAGAGAAUCCUGCCCUGGCGCUCAUUCCUGGAACUACAAAUUGUAUGGAUAUACAACAGAGCAAUGGAAGCACAGGGGAAUUUUUGUCAAGAUUUCUAUCCAACACAUCCUUUGAGGGCCAGAGCGGCUUUAUAUCCAGAGAUCGUCAUAGCCAAAAUGUCAUCUCAGAGGCUCAUCACUACAUCUGGUCCCUCCAGCUGGACCCUCUGGGCCAGCCAACCUGGACGAGACUAGGACGUUGGCGCAGAGGGAAAGUUCUGAUGGAUCAGGGGGCCUGGACGAGCCGUCAGGGUUCUGGAGGGGGAGGAGACUGGCGCAGACCCACAAGGCUGCAUUUGCGGGUGGUGACAUUGGUGGAGCACCCAUUCGUAUUCACUCGGGAUGUGGAUGGAGACGGGUUAUGUCCUGCUGGCCAGUUGUGCCUCGACCCACUCACCAAUGACUCAUCAGUUUUACAAAGUUUUUUUCAAAACCUCGCAGGACCAAAUGGAUCUGUGCCCACAGACUCCAAGAAAUGCUGCUAUGGUUAUUGCAUUGAUUUGCUGGAGAAGCUGGCAGAGGAUAUGGGAUUCACUUUUGACCUCUACAUUGUUGGAGAUGGGAAAUAUGGAGGCUUGAAGAAUGGUCGCUGGACAGGAUUAGUGGGUGACCUGCUUAGUGGCGCUGCUCACCUAGCUGUGACAUCUUUUAGCAUUAAUUCAGCAAGAAGCCAAGUCAUUGACUUCACCUCACCCUUCUUUUCCACCAGCCUGGGAAUUCUGGUUCGCACCCGUGACACCGCAGCACCCAUCGGGGCCUUCAUGUGGCCCCUUCACUGGUCAAUGUGGCUUGGCAUCUUUGUCUCUCUUCACGUCACCGCUAUCUUCCUCACCCUCUACGAGUGGCACAGCCCAUUUGGUAUGACACCGCGUGGACGCAACCGAGACCGGGUCUUCUCCUUCUCCUCUGCUCUGAAUGUGUGCUACGCUAUACUUUUCGGGAGAACUGUUGCCAUCAAGCCCCCAAAGUGCUGGACGGGGCGUCUGCUUAUGAACCUUUGGGCAAUUUUCUGUCUCUUCUGCCUUUCUACCUACACUGCUAAUCUGGCGGCGGUCAUGGUUGGUGAGAAGACAUAUGAACAGCUAUCAGGGAUCCAUGACCCAAAGUUGCACCAUCCCUCUCAGGGAUUCCGAUUUGCUACAGUCAGAGAAAGCAGCGCCGAGGACUAUGUCAAAAAGAGUUUUCCUGAGAUGCACGAGUACAUGCGACGAUACAACGUCCCAGCAACUCCAGACGGCAUACACAAUCUUAAGGCCGAUCCCCAGAAAUUGGAUGCGUUCAUUAUGGACAAAGCUCUGCUAGACUAUGAGGUCUCAAUUGAUGCAGACUGCAAGACACUGACUGUUGGCAAACCAUUUGCUAUAGAAGGAUAUGGGAUUGGACUUCCUCAGAACUCUCCCCUCACUUCCAACUUCUCUGAGCUUGUCAGUCAGUACAAGUCGGAUGGCUUCAUGGACAUGCUGCAUGACAAAUGGUACAAGGUGGUGCCGUGUGGGAAGCGCAGCUUUGCUGUGACUGAGACCUUACAGAUGGGUAUAAAGCAUUUCUCCGGGCUCUUUGUGAUGCUGUGUGUGGGUGUGGCCUUAUCUCUGCUGACCACUAUUGCAGAGCACAUCGUGUACAAACUGGUAAUCCCGAGGGUCAAGGAGCCACGUUUCAAAUACUGGCUACACACUAGCCAGAGAUUGCACAGAGCGCUUAAUUCAGUCUUUGCUGACGACAAGCUGCAGACUAUCACCAAGCCUGAGAAGAGGUGCAACGAAGGAAACAACAAGUCAGCAUCUUGGAAUUCUGCAGAGCCCUCUCUCUACAACAGGCAUAGAGUUCCUGCAAACGAGGCCCACAAUGACUUGGAACACCCGCCCUCCCAGGAUCUUCCUUUACCACCACCAGCUUCUGCGUUUCCGCUUCACCAUUCUCUUCCUCUAAUGGACAAACACCUUCCCAUCGUGACCACCUCUAAUGGCCGCUCAAACCUACUGAGCCGCUUGUGUGCCCAAGGACAGGGAAGCGCCGCACUGGGUAUGACUCCAGGACCGUGUCUGGGUGUGGGAGACUCUGGCUCUGGGCUGGGUAUGGGUCGAAGUCCACUGGUACAGGAACUGUCAGAACUGGAGAACCAAAUCUCUAUGAUCAAACAGCAAUUGCAGUCAGCCAUGAGGAGGAAGAGAGAGCUUGAAAAGUACCAGUUAGAAAACCCACUAGCAAACCAGACUACACCUAGCCCAGCUACUGUGCACCAGCCUAACCAGCUCUCCCAGUAUACACAGUCGCACCAACAGACUAACCAACACCAAAACACACUCCCAGAAUUCUGAAACUUUCACCCAAUUUGCUGAGGAAAAACCUUCUUUGUGUGGUGUUCUUGGAAGAGGGUACACUCCUGGUAGAUGCAGCUAGAGCAUUUGAUGAUGAAUGAUGUUUAAAGGCUCAGGAGAACCCCCUCAAUGUUGGACUGAAGCGUUUAGCUUCGAUUAUAUCGUGUGAUCAGUCCCAAAAAAAUCAGUUAAUAAUUUCCCAAAAUGUGACAUGCAUUUGGCAGGGCGUAGUGGACAAUGAACUGUACCAACACCAACUCACUCCUUCCAUGCUUGUUGCAGUUUGUGGUGAGCUGUGUAAACCAUUCCCCAUUAUGUCUUUUGCAACUUUCAUUACCUUCAUUUUCUUUCAUCCCUUCCCUACUGCUUUGCUCUCUCACACCUUCCCCUCUAAGCCCUGCCUCUUCAAGGGAACAGAUUUGCUUUGCAGUGAUGAUAAGCAUGAUCCCAGAUAUGAAGGCCUGCAGGUAUUUAAGCCUAAUGGGCCAAAUCAUCUGAGUCUUGUGUCGUGGCUCACUGAAAGUGUUGAUGGCCUGAGCUUGAACCCAGCCGUUAAAGUCUUGGUGUCCCUUAGAUCUUGGUGAAACCUCGUCUGUUGGGAUCAAAGGAAAUUUGUCACCUUUACCAUUGAUUUUUUUUUUUUUCAGCUUUAUAAAUCAUAUGCCAUGGGUCUUUGCAUUUUCUGGUUAUCAUAUUGUCAGGUUGCCUGUGAACAUGAAUGAAAGUUUGGAAAGACUCAUUUAUGAAGAACUUCUUUGGUUUUUAUAGAAAGUUGCACUUCUUAUCACAAUAUAUUUAUUCUAGCAGUUUCACACAGGUCCCAAAGCACCUCUACUAUACUAAAGUAAUGACUUACCGCUUAAGUAGUGCUUGGCGAUAUGGCUUUGUACAUCAACAGAUGUAUACACACACGCACACUCCCAUUCCCCUCACACUCACAUAUAUGUUUUUUUUUUAAACAAAUAUCGAUAUUUGACUCAGUAUCAAAUUCGUCGAGAAAUCUUUAAAUAUAUGAAUAAGAAUCAGACCAAUUGUUUAGCGAAUAAUCAUAAGUACAGCAAAUGAAUAACUUUACCCUUCAUUUGGAUUUGUCAAAAUGAAACCCAGUCCAAUUCUUAAUUUUACCAUGUCAUGGGCAGUGUUGUCAUAGAUUACUUGAAAAAGUAACUUAAUUACUGAUUACGCCUCAAAAAAGUAAUCUAGUUACUUAACUGAUUACUUUAUUGUCAAAGUAACUAAGUUACUUUAAAAGUAAUUUAUCAGUUACUUUUUACCAUUUUUUCUCCCUUUGCUAUCUCAAUAUAGGACUGACAACAGAAAAAUGUCAUCGGAUGUAAUUGACUCUCCGAUAAUUGAAGUUAAAGGGGAAGAUCAGAAUUUUUCACGUAAGGCUUAAUCUUCGAGUUAGCAGAGGUUUAAUUAGUCGAUAGAGUUGAUUUCAACCACCAUUGACUCGCGCUAGCUUAGCCACUCUGGAGGCCUGAAAUCAAAUAACUGACAAACUGCGUGGAAUUUGUUCAAAUAAACUCCACUGACUAAUUAAACCUCGCUAAUUCGGAGAUUAAGCCUAAUGACAAAAAUUCAGAAUUUCGGGUUAGGGUUAACAGCAUAUCUGUGCCAAUGUAAAACAAUGGAAAUUGACUGCACAAUAAACAACAACACACAAAUGAAUUGCACAGUGGAAUAAAGACAAAGGUGGGGAGGGAGCGCGGAUGCGCGCGCACAACCCGGAAGUACGCCGUACCCACACACGGUCAAUUUGGCAACAAAGCGUGGCGGCAACUAAGCACUUUGCACUCAAUCAGACUUACAACACAUACCAAAGAUGCUAAACGAACACGUCACCUUACGGCACAAAUGUGCAACUAGAAUAUGAUGUAAACAGUGCUUACCAACUUGGAACGAUGACUGCCCGUCGUUGCAACGGCAAAGCUACGAAACAGCCACGCAUGUAGGGGGUCCAACUUAUCGCUGAUACACUCCAGAAUGAUAGAAAAAUGCUCACAUUCAUUUAUGGAUGUACACAGAUCAACAUCCCACAUCUCAAUACAAGGCUCGAAUCCGCACCCUCCCUGGCAGCCUGGCCUUUCUCAGUUCCAAAACACUUGGCGCGUGUGACGCAAGACCAAAACAGGAAGUAGCUGUGAGCAGUUACCAUGGAAACGAACUACCGGGAAUGUUUCUAGCGUUUUCUAUUCAAAAUGCUGUUCGUACAUGACUACAAUAUUCUUCAUUAUACAUACGUUAUGAAGCAAUGAAAAAAUAGUGACGCACAGACACUAAGGAAACUAACCUUAAUCAGAUUACUGGGGUUGGAAAAAUGAACGCGUUAGAUUAUUCGAUACUGAAAGAAAGUAAUCAGAUUACAGUAACGCUGACAACACCGAUCACGGGACAUGACUAACAAAGACUCUGGGCUGAGCAGUCAUCGCUCCUGCCUGACAGGCCUGUCAAGAAUGAGCUGUGACUGUCAGCUCAUAUAUUGUUGAUCAACUACUAUGUUAAAUUGAAGACCACAUUGUCGACGCCGCAAAUGUACUUUGGGGUAAUAUGCUUUAAUUUGGCAUAAAGUAGGAAUUGGAGUGACCCAAGCCUUCUAGGCUCCCCAUAGCCUAGAAAGCCCAUGGAGCUCUCCAGAUGGCAAAAUACGGGUGAAUCGACUUUGAAAAAUACUAAUGUUUACAGCUGCCGUUGAAUAUGUACAGAAAACACGAAGCCAGUUACAUGCUAAAUCCACGUUUUGAAUCAUGAACUGACACAAAUGCAAUGUUUGUUCAACCACCUGCUGAACGGUCCUUUCUAUGCAUAUUUUAGUUGAUUUAGUAUUUAAUCACCACAAUAUUAAUCAAUCCAUCAACCAACAGUCUUAUAACGGUACUCUACAUGUACAUUUUGCAUUAAAAUUUCAAACAUGUGAACAUACAGUAUUUAUAUACUGACAAGUCCAGUAAAAAAGUGACACACACGCCCCUCCUCUACGCCCGAAGAUAUUGGGCUACAGUAUAUUUUACCAUACCUCUCCAACUGUCUUCAUUUAGUAGUGCUGAAUGAGUGACUUAUCGAUUACUGAUUGCAAUGAGAAGCCCCCAUCACACUGCACCAUGUACAAGUUGCAUUUUGUUUAGAUUUAUCUUACAUUAACACAUCACCAAAAAUGUGAAAACUAACAAUAAAAAACACAGUUUUAACAUUCAACUUUAUUGCAUAACAAAAAACAGAAAUGCCAUUUCACAUAUAUCAAAAUUAAAACUGAUUGAAAAUGAGUGUCCAUUAAAAAUGUCAUGAUUGGCAGGUGUGAAGGACCCAAAAGAUGACUCAUAAGCACAAAGGCAAGUUCAGUCCGUUUAAUCACAAAAUUGACCCAAAAAAAACAACACAUUAAAAAAAAUAUGCUCGGGUACCAAAUCAGUCAGCUGUUAAAACACAAGGGAAUUUUUUGAAGAAACUAAAAGGCAGAUUGACAUAUAGAGGAACUCGGAGAAAGAAAAAAAAAACACUCAAAGGUUAUGCACACAGUGGUGACAAAAUGAACUCACACAGAGAAAUAGGAGUGAGUAAUUUGAAUACACAAGUAAGGCCAAACAACCCACUCAUUCAGCGCAGGGCUGUUGAAAUCAGCUCUAAAAAAUACUCCUCAAACAUAUAUUUUCAACCAUUAAAAAAAAUCUGUAUCACUGAUUGAUCAUUCUUUAAAAUGGAUUCACUAACAUUUGCUAUCUGGGUCCACAGUGUUAUCUCGGCUGGUGGCUCCUCCCAAUUCAUUUUAUGAAUCGCAGAAAAAAGAAAACCAUGAAUAUGAACUGUAUGAUAACAGAGUCCACACACACGGUAGAACACACAGGAUCAUUUUAACUUCCAUUUGGACAGGCCUUGAGCCAUCAAAUUGGCCGUUUACCAGUUCCAUUUCCAGGAGGUGCAGAACUCUGGAUAUGGCUGCCCAGGUAGACUCCACCUGUCCCCUUGGUUGUUGCUUUCACUUUUUGGGUAAUUAGGAGGCCAAUAAUGCGCAUUGCCACACAAUAUUCAAUUAAUCCAUAUGUAAAGUAGUAAGUUCACAGUUCAAACAUUUGAUUUUUGUAAAUGACAGACACUGUUUUUAGUUAACUACACUACAUUGUUAAGUCGGUAAAAGUCUCUCAGGCUUCGGGCUCGUCUCGUGGAGCAACAAAAUCUUGCAGUGUCAGGCCUAGACAUGUGCCGAUUAUCGGUUUCAAGGUAUACGUGGUAUGAAAAUGUCAAGGUUUCAAAACUGUGAAAAAAGUUCCGUCAUACCGCCCCUAUGUUAUUAGCUAUUUUUUAUGUCCCAAAAAUGGUAUGGAGUAAUCCCUUGCUUGUACCUGUAAGGCUCAACUCUCCCCCACAUGUUUUUGCUCAGUGUCAAUGAGUCAGCUGUGCUACACGAUGGCUGGAGGAGGUAAAACUCCUGAACUAUUUCCCCCAUCAAAUAAAACAAUAUCACUGGUAUGGGAAUACUUCGGAUACAGAAAAGUUACAGACAGCUGCAGUUUAAAGGAGGAGGGCCAACCGACAUGUAUGUAAAACCUGUUUGCGGAGGGUGGCUGCCAAGGAGGCAAUACCUCCAAUAUGAUUUCGCAUUUAUACAAAAUUAAAGUUUAGUAAACACUAGGGGUGUAACGGUACACAAAAAUCUCAGUUCGGUACGUACCUCGGUUUUGAGGUCACGGUUCGGUUCAUUUUCGGCACAGUAAGAAAACAAAAUGCAAAAUAUAAAUGUGGUAGUUGUUUUUUACACACUUUUGUGCUUUCAACAACAGGAACAUUUGCCUAUACAAAGCUAGAAUUCUGCUCAAAAAGCGGGUAUUUAAAGAUAAUAAUCCAACAACAAUUUGCCUAUCAGACCCAGCGUAUUGGUCUGCUUUCUUUCUGAAAGAAAGAAGAAAAAAGAAGUCCUGUGCUAUAGAGAAAAGCAAUCCCAAUGACAAAGAUUAUAACAUGUAUUUUACAAAUGAAAUGCCUCAAUGAAUCUUUUUUUUUUUUCUUAUGAAAGGUUUUCAAAAGCGUUAUUGGAUUUUCUCAAAGCACCACACAGAAAUUAAUACAUUUAAUUGUGUAAGCAGGAUCUGUGUAUUAUUAUUAUUUAAUUACAGGUGUUUUAGCUCAUUUCAAUGUAUUUUAUUUAAAUGGGCUAUCAUUUAUUUUAUUAUGUUUAUAUUUUACAAAUGUGAUGCAGUAUUCGUUUAUAUUGUAUAUUUUAUGUUGUAUAACUUUACUUCCUAUGUGAAUAUUAGUUCCUACUUAUUUUGUUGUGGUAGGAGGGUUUUGUAUUGAACACGGGGCCGGGUUGGUUAUUAUUAUAGUAGAGAAGACAACUGUAAAUCAAUAAAGACAAGUCAACCGUGCCCCGAUCUACCACUCAAGAGAGCUGAUGGACUCAAAAAGUGGGUUACGAUUGCAUAUUAGUUUGAAAAUCAACCGGAUCAACCGUAUUUUUACACGAGUGACUUCCGUUCUGCCCGAUCUUAGCUAGUAGUAUUGACGCAGGAGGGCCGCGUCUCACGUCAAAUAAUAAACUCUGCCGUUCUUUUCGCAUGUGUCAUGUUGAGCCACUUCUGGAACGCGUCUAACACGUGGCCGCACUGCGACUGGUGUGCAUUGGCUGAUUGACUUUAACGCCCGCGUUUCACUGUGUUCUCGCGGCGGCCAAGUUGUCGCGCUGUUGAAGUUUCUGGGUUAUAUACUGUCCUACUGUGUUGGUCCUCAUUAUAGUAGAGAAGAUGGAGUAAAUAUAAUCUACACACAGAAACUAUAACCCGAUCGACUCACAGCCUUGAAAAGUAAGGGUUACAUUACGUCAGAAACUCGUUCGGUACGCCUCCGGUCCGAACCGAGCACCCCGUACCGAAACAGUUCAAUACAACUACAUGUCCCGUUACACCCUCAGUAAACACUGUCAUGAACGUUUCCCACCAGCUACGAGACUUAACUCCAGCGAGUUUUAGUGUGUUUAGUGUUUUAAAACGUAGUGUUUUUUUCUGUCUGGCAAAUGUCUCUGUUGAGAAAGCGAGUGUAUGAUGUGUGUAAUGUAAAAAUGAUACGAGUCAUACACACGUGCUUUUUAUGGAAAAUAAUUCAAUUAUUUUUGUUCUGAUGGUGAUAAUGUUAAGCAGUGGCUGUGCGGUUAGUCUUACCUAAAGGACUGCGUUUAUUUUAAUUUUUAUUUAGAAUAUGUCACUUAUUUUUUUAUUUAUUUUAACAUUAUACUUAUGUUCCAAUUUUCUAAUCUGUUUUAAAAAAUAAUAAUCCUUUUCAAUGGGAAUAAUUUUUUUUUGUUUGUUUUUCAAACCCAGAUAUCUCAAAGCAACACAUUUUAGAGCUGUAAUUGCAAUACCGUGAAACAGUGAUAUUUUGUCUUAACGUUGUCAUACCAUCCAAAUAUCAUACCGGCACAUGCCUAGUCAGGUGUAAACACGAUAAAUAUUUUCCCACAUCGAGCUUUGCUGAAAUAGCGAUCAAAUCGAGCUUUAUGACACAUCGCCCAGCACUACGUAUAAGGUUUAAGAUCACAGAAUGUUGCUCCAUCAUGCUGAAAAAAAAAAAAGAAAAAAACUCAAGAGGUACUAUCAUCACCUGGGAUAGCAUCAAGCAUUUGAUGCAUUGUUAGUUGAAUAUAUUCUGCCACACAAAGCACCAGUCAACCUCUGGCACUUUUUAUUUAUUUAUUUAUUUAUUUAUAAAGAUGAUUUACAUCUGAAUUAAUCCCCCUGUGAUAAAACCUAAAUCUUGCAUCUGCUGUUCAAGUUUUGCGUUCUGUCAAUAAAGAUUUUUUUUUCAUUUGCGCAUAAUUAUUUCCGCGACCUUGAGAUUAAACAGAUAUCAACAAUUGCACUGUAGACUUUUGCAGCAGUGGCUUUAAGCAGACACAUUUUUCAGUCCUUGAAAUAUUUAUUGCUGAGGAUUGCUUGAUUUCACUCUCAGGUAAACUGAGAUUCACCUACAGCUAGACAUGCCUACCCGUCUAAAAACCCACGACUAUUAUAGUUUAAAAUAAUGCCGACGGCUACAUACCAACCCUCUCAACACUACCUACCUUGAACCGACAUUUGAUGUUUGCACUAUCCCUCGCUUACUUUGUAUAUUGCUUGGAGAGAACAAUUUGGACAAGGAGGCAGUCUGGGAAAAACCAAGGACUGCGACACACACAAACAGGCUCUUAUUUUUCAUCAGUGUGUCUUCAGGGUAAGCGCAAGCUGUCACAGUUGAAAUGAAUACCUGACAGUGUAGAAGGGCAAGCGCACUGACACAGCAACCAGCUUUCAUUGCGAAUCUGAGAGACAGAGAGAGGGGAAAUGCUGCUUUGCGCUGACGUGUAUGUCACUAAAGUUUAUAAGGCCUUGACAGAAUGACUUAACUAAAAACAAAACAAAGUGUCAGGUUUUAGCCUAUCUUCCGCCCCUUCUAAUCCCCUGUCUGAGGAGCUUCGAUUGAAGGGGAAAGCGCUACAUCCCGUCAUGCAACACUCACGAGGAAAAUAGUCAGUUUGAUUGCUAAAAACACGAGGCAACAUUUUGUAAAGAUUAUACCAGAUUGUCCUCUUUCAUUGUCACCAAUAUUUGAACUACAGUACCACAGUAGACAAUAGAAACUCCCUUCAAUUUCACACUUACUACACAUGGAAUCAUGUUUACCUUGUUCAAAUGUACAAUGUGUUUUAUAGUAUAGAGUAUAAGGUUAAAGAAUCAAUGAGUAUUUGAUUGCAUCUUUGGCUUGUCUAUUUUCCAGGAUGUUUUUUC